Molecule: messenger RNA, 1500 nt
Organism: Rattus rattus (black rat)
Lineage: Eukaryota; Metazoa; Chordata; Mammalia; Rodentia; Muridae
Gene: Ednra
Product: endothelin receptor type A
Exons: 9
Coding region: 53-1495 (480 amino acids)
Biological process (GO): G protein-coupled receptor signaling pathway; vasoconstriction; enteric nervous system development
Cellular component (GO): membrane
Molecular function (GO): endothelin receptor activity
Source: RefSeq, a predicted model, not a curated record
AGGAAAGGCGUGAGACCAACAUAAUAGGACGUUUCUUCAGAUCCACAUUAAGAUGGGUGCCCUUUGCUUCCUGGCAUCCUUUUGGCUGGCCCUGGUGGGAGGCGCAAUCGCUGACAAUGCUGAGAGAUACAGUGCUAAUCUAAGCAGCCACGUGGAGGACUUCACCCCUUUUCCAGGGACAGAGUUCAACUUUCUGGGCACCACCCUUCGACCCCCUAAUUUGGCCCUGCCUAGCAACGGCUCAAUGCAUGGCUAUUGCCCACAGCAGACAAAAAUCACUACGGCUUUCAAAUAUAUCAACACUGUGAUAUCCUGUACCAUUUUCAUCGUGGGAAUGGUGGGGAACGCCACUCUCCUAAGAAUCAUUUACCAAAACAAGUGUAUGAGGAACGGCCCCAAUGCGCUCAUAGCCAGCCUGGCCCUUGGAGACCUUAUCUACGUGGUCAUUGAUCUCCCCAUCAAUGUGUUUAAGGCACUGGGCUGGGGAUAUGGCUCUGUAGACAAAGUGCCCGGACCUGUGUUCACAUCCCAGCACAUGAGCAAGAAGCCAGGCAUGGCGGUAUAUGUCUAUAAUCUCUGUGAGGUAGAGAUGGGUGGAUCCUGGGCACUCAGUGGUCAGUCAGUCAACCCCCCAAAAACCUGUGAAGUUCAGCCUUUUGACCACAAUGAUUUUGGAGUGUUUCUCUGCAAGCUGUUCCCCUUUCUGCAGAAGUCGUCCGUGGGCAUCACUGUCCUGAAUCUCUGCGCUCUCAGUGUGGACAGGUACAGAGCAGUGGCUUCCUGGAGCCGGGUUCAAGGAAUCGGGAUCCCCUUGAUUACCGCCAUUGAAAUUGUCUCCAUCUGGAUCCUUUCCUUUAUCUUGGCCAUCCCAGAAGCAAUCGGCUUCGUCAUGGUACCCUUCGAAUACAAGGGCGAGCAGCACAGGACCUGCAUGCUCAACGCCACGACCAAGUUCAUGGAGUUUUACCAAGAUGUGAAGGACUGGUGGCUCUUUGGAUUCUACUUCUGCAUGCCCUUGGUGUGCACAGCCAUCUUCUAUACCCUCAUGACCUGUGAGAUGCUCAACAGAAGGAAUGGGAGCUUGCGGAUCGCCCUCAGUGAACACCUCAAGCAGCGUCGAGAGGUGGCAAAGACCGUCUUCUGCUUGGUUGUUAUCUUCGCCCUGUGCUGGUUCCCUCUUCACUUAAGCCGCAUUUUGAAGAAAACCGUCUAUGAUGAGAUGGAUAAGAACCGGUGUGAACUGCUCAGCUUCUUGCUGCUCAUGGAUUACAUUGGCAUUAACCUGGCAACAAUGAACUCUUGCAUAAACCCAAUAGCUCUGUAUUUUGUGAGCAAGAAAUUCAAAAAUUGUUUUCAGUCAUGCCUCUGUUGCUGUUGUCACCAGUCCAAAAGCCUCAUGACCUCGGUCCCCAUGAAUGGAACGAGUAUCCAGUGGAAGAACCAGGAGCAGAACCACAACACAGAACGGAGCAGCCACAAGGACAGCAUGAACUAACCCUG